Acomys russatus (golden spiny mouse) is the source of this 1532-nucleotide messenger RNA. RefSeq names its product zinc finger protein 58-like. Gene Ontology annotation, biological process: regulation of transcription by RNA polymerase II. The coding region runs from base 28 to 1437 and encodes 469 amino acids. The record is from RefSeq and is a predicted model, not a curated record. NCBI's taxonomy places the organism in Eukaryota, Metazoa, Chordata, Mammalia, Rodentia, Muridae. The transcript is spliced from 4 exons. Gene Ontology annotation, molecular function: DNA-binding transcription factor activity; RNA polymerase II cis-regulatory region sequence-specific DNA binding.
UCCUCAAAGUUGGUGUUCUUUUAUGCCAUGCUUUCCUGUCGAGUCUCUGGCAUGGAGGAAAUGCUGUCCUUCUGGGAUGUGGCCAUUGAUUUCUCUCCAGAAGAGUGGGAAUGCCUGGACCCUGCUCAGUGGAGUCUGUACAGGGACGUGAUGCUGGAGACCUACAGCAACCUUGUGUUCCUGGGUCUUGCUGUGUCUAAGCCACAGCUGGUGACAUUUCUGGAGCAAAGUCAAGGGCCUUGGGAUGGGACGAGACAAGCAGCUUUCACUGUGCCUCCAGCAACAACACCCAAUGAUCAUAACUAUUACAUCAAGGCCACUGAUUGUAAAUCACUCCUUGUUCAACGCCAAAGAACUCUUACAGGGCAGAAACCCUACAAGUGUGAAGAGUGUGGUAAGGCCCUUAGUUCUCAUAAAACACUUUCUAUACACCGGAGACUUCAUACUGGAGAAAAACCCUACAAGUGUAAAGAGUGUCACAAGGCGUUCAGUACUCGCUCAUCACUCUUUAUACACCAGAAAAAUCAUACUGAUGAAAAAACCUACAGGUGUGAAGAAUGUGGCAGAUCAUUUUACUACCCUUCCAUGCUGAAGCAGCAUCAAAGAAUUCAUUCUGGAGAGAAACCCUACAAGUGUGAAAAAUGUGGAAAAUCCUUUUCCGAGCCUUCAUUUCUUAAGCAACAUCAAAGAGUUCAUUAUACAGAAAAUCCCUACAACUAUGAAAAAUGUGGCAAAAGAUUUUCCUGUUCUCCACACCUUCAGGAACAUGAACAGAUUCAUAUUGGAAAGAAACUAUACAAGUGUGAGGAAUGCACAAAAGCCUUCCGUUAUUACUCAGCCCUUAGACUACACAAGACGGCCCAUACUGGAGAAAAACCCUACAAGUGUGAACAGUGUUGCAGAUGUUUUUCCUUAUUUUCCAGUCUUCUAAGGCAUCAAAAAAUUCACUCUGAAGACAAUCCCUACAAGUGUGCAGAGUGCGGCAGAUGUUUUUGCUCAUCUUCAUCCCUUAGACGACAUCAAACGACCCAUUCCGAAGACAAUCCCUACAAGUGUGCAAAAUGUGACAGAAGGUUUUCUUGUUCUGCAAGCCUUCAGGAACAUCAAACAAUUCACCCUGGAGAGGAACCAUACAGAUGUGACAAAUGUCGCAGAACCUUUCAUUAUCACUCAUCCCUUAAGAGACAUAAGAUAAUUCAUACUAGAGAGAAGUCCUACAACUGUGAAAACUGUGGCAAGUGUUUUUCCUCCGCUAAAUGCCUUAGACGGCAUCAAAAAAUUCACUUAGAAGACAAUCCGCACAAGUGUGGGGAAUGCGGCAAAGCCUUUGUUAAUGGUUAUAACCUAAGUCGACACAUGACAGUCCAUACUGCAGAAAAAUGCUACCACGGUCUUAAACAGUUCACACCUCUUCAGCCCUUAAAAGACAUCAAAUGAUUCAUUCUCAGUACAAACUCCGUAAAUGUGUGCAGUGUGGGAAAUUCUUUACUAACAAUUCGGACCUUGUCUAACUCAAAUGAAUCCACAGUGCA